Messenger RNA from Electrophorus electricus (electric eel), 782 nucleotides. The record is from RefSeq and is a predicted model, not a curated record. Lineage: Eukaryota; Metazoa; Chordata; Actinopteri; Gymnotiformes; Gymnotidae.
CACACACAGCCUUAGGGAAGUACACAAAAAUCCCUGUUGUAAUGGUCAUAUGAUUGUUGUUAAUAUAAGCUUUAAGCUUGUGUGCUGUGUUACAGAGAGCAAAUAUUUUUUCAUUGUUUUCAGACAAAAGUUUAAAUUACACCAUGAGGGUUUUUCUCCUGUUCAUUCUAAUGACAAAUGGCCUUCUCUUCAGUUAUGCAUUGCAGCCACUUGGAAAAGGUUACAACAGCCGCUGCAUGUGUCUGCAGCUAGAGACCAGGAUCAUCCCUCCCCACAGCCUCCGAAGUGUAGAGAUCAUCAACAGAGGUUCUCAUUGCAAAAACAUAGAGGUCAUUGCUGGCUUGGUGAGUGGAGAGAGGAUUUGUCUGAAUCCUCGGACUGUAUGGGUUAAGAAGCUUGUUCACUUCAUUGAAAAGAAAAAAAAUGAGACAAAGAAAUUAUAAAGAGGACUUGAGAAGAACCUGAAGGCAUUAUUGGGUACAAUGACCUCUGACAUAUCCCACAAAAUGCCCUGUGGAAAGUAGUUGUCUGUGGCUUGGUUAAACAGAGAAAUUAUCCCUUUGUUCAAAUCAGUCUUUAAGCAAUUAUUCACUGCUGUGCUACAUCAUCUACUGGGCCCACUGACCCUAAAUGUUUUAAUACAUGGGUGUUUUGCCCACUGUUUAUACAUAUCUUGUCUUGAUAGCAGCUUAACAUUCUAAACUCAUUUACAGUCUGCCAUGACAGUGUAAAAUUUUUUAUUGACAAUAACAAAAAUAUUAAAUGUAUGCUUAUGUAUCUUA